This is a messenger RNA of Drechmeria coniospora, 1725 nucleotides long. Its product is annotated as carotenoid cleavage dioxygenase 1. Gene Ontology annotation, biological process: carotene catabolic process. Gene Ontology annotation, molecular function: carotenoid dioxygenase activity. The record is from RefSeq and is a predicted model, not a curated record. Lineage: Eukaryota; Fungi; Ascomycota; Sordariomycetes; Hypocreales; Ophiocordycipitaceae. The transcript has 2 exons. Bases 1 to 1725 code for a protein of 574 amino acids.
AUGGCCGUCAACGCCCGAGGAACCAUUCAUCGAACGCUAGACGACGAAUCCGAGGAUAGCAAACAACAGUUGGACAAUGCGGACAAGGGAAUUUGGAAAGAUUGGCCCAAUCAGGCCGCUUUUGAGGGGUUGGAAGAACACCGGGGGCCGCUCCAGCUCCGGGUUAAGGGCACUAUUCCACCGUGGGCUGCCGGCACCUUGUAUCGUACCGGGCCCGGCCAAGCCACGGUCGAAGGCACCUCGAGGGGGACUCAUUACGUGUCUCACUGGUUUGACGGCUUCGCCCACACCCACAAGUUUGACAUCAUCGCCUCGGAGGAUGGAGACGGACCCAUGACGGUUGUCUACUCGUCCCGUCGUCAAUCCGACGAAUACGUCGCAGCCGUCAAGAAGAUGGGAUGGCGGCACAGCAUUUCCUUUGGCCAAAAGGCAGAUCCAUGCGUCGGAAUCUUUGCCAAGUUCAUGAGCUUGUUCGUGCCUCGCCGCUUGAACAACAACGUCGUCGUGCUGCCCAACUUCCCCGGCCUGCCGGACCGGCAACCGGAAAACAUCGCCCGCGGCCACCGAACGGGAACGAGCAAGGUGUACCUCAGCACCGACAACAAGUAUCUGCAGCAGGUCGAUCCGGAUUCGCUCGAGCCUUUGGGCUUUGCCGACCAGGCCGGCCUGCACCCGGAUCUCAAGGGGCCGUUGUCCUGCGCUCACGCGCAGCGAGACCCCGAGACGGGCGAUUGGUUCAACUUCAACGUCGCCCUCGGUGUCAAGCCGACGUACCGCGUCUUCCGCGUCAACGCCGCCACGGGUACCACGGACGUCUUGGCCUCCAUCUCCGAGCCCGACCUUCCUCCGGCCUACAUCCACAGCUUCUUCCUGACGGAAAACUACGUCGUCCUCUGCGUGCCGUCGACGCACUUCGCCUGGAGCGGCCUGAGCAUCGCGUGGCAGAACAAUCUUCUCGAGGCCAUCAAGCCCUUCGACAAGGCGCGACGCUGCAGGUGGUUCGUCAUCGAUCGAAGGCACGCCCGCGGCGUCGUCGCCCGCUUCUCGACCCCUGCCGCCUUCUUCUUCCACUCGGUCAACGCCUUCGAGGAGUGCGUCGCGGGGGGCGCCGGCGGCGAGACGCGGACCUACAUCAACCUCGACCAUUCCAUGUACGACACGUCGGACGUCAUGUUCGGCCUGUACUACGACGUCAUCCUGAACCGCGAAAACGCGACCGAGGCCUACCUCGACGCCAACCGCGACCAGAACCUGCACAGCCGUCAUGUGCGAUACCGCUUCGAGAUGCCCCUGUCGGCCCAGACGAGCCAGGAGGCAGCCUCGGCUGUCGCCGAGGAGGUGCUGUCGAUUCCGAGCCCGCACUCUGGCGAGCUCUCCACCAUCCACCCGAACCACGCCGGAAGGCCGUACCGAUACGCGUACGGCGCGUGCAACCGCGGGCUGAGCACCUUUAUGGAUUCCAUCGUCAAGACGGACCUGCAAACGCGUGAGGCAAGCCUAUGGAGCGGCCCACGGGCCCACACUCCGGGUGAGCCCGUCUUUGUGCCACGCCCCGGUGGGACAGAGGAGGAUGACGGCGUGCUCUUGAGCGUCGUCCUGGACGGCACAGCGCAGGCGUCGUAUCUGCUGUGCCUCGACGCGACGACGAUGGAGGAGAUGGGCAGAGCCGAGGCCGAGUUUCCCAUCGCCAUGAGCUUCCACGGAUUCCACGCGCCGGCCCUAUGA